Molecule: messenger RNA, 601 nt
Organism: Talpa occidentalis (Iberian mole)
Lineage: Eukaryota; Metazoa; Chordata; Mammalia; Eulipotyphla; Talpidae
Gene: CT83
Product: cancer/testis antigen 83
Exons: 2
Coding region: 169-552 (127 amino acids)
Source: RefSeq, a predicted model, not a curated record
AGUACGUAUAAAGCUAGACGCGGACGCCUGGCUCAGUUGCGCGAGUCAGUGAGGAUCGGUGAGCACCCUGGCUGGUGGUUUCCCAAAACCCGGCGGCUAGCGGGCCCUCAGUUUCCCAGCUGCCGAAUACCUCCAAGAUCCAGUAGAGAAAGAGGCCCAAAAGUAGCCAUGAGCGUCUUCUUGCUCCUAGUUAGCGGCAUUUUGUUCACCAUAAUGUUUGCGUUCUGGAAAAACCUGUUUCAGAGAAACACUGGUGAAAUGUCAUCAAACCCGCCUUCUCAUGCACUAGUAAGAACAUCUUCUCGUUCUGGGUCAACUAAGAACAUUAUUGAUAAGAGUCUUUCAGUCAGCAGCCUCUCCCAGGAUAUAUUAAAUAAUGUCCCACAUUCGAUAGCCAUGCAGAAGCGAAUAUUGGUAAACCUCAGGAUCGUGGAAUACAAGCUGGCUGAAUUGGAACUUUUCCUAGUUAUCAAGGGUUUUAAUGGUACAUUAGUUAACCAGAAAUCCACUGUAAAACUUACAAAAUGUAAUGACAGGCAAGGCAAUCAUUAAAAAGCACUUUGAGUGGAUUGAUUUAAUUAUGUGUUUAUAUCAAGUGAAU